UCCACGUGCACUACACCAAUUCAGGAUUUUUAUUGGACUGGCUGGGAGGCGCUGCAGGGAGGGCUUGGGUGAGGUGAAAUGGCCAGGGGGGAAAGGGACAGAAGUGCCCUUCCAGAGGGACUUCCAACUCAUCUUCUGGGACUGGUUGGUUUACGCUUCAACCAGGAGCCUCUCUCAGAUUUCCAGAAUUCUUUCUCAGAUCCAUUUCUUCAGUCUGAGAUUGCCUUGGCUGAUAUGCAAGGGUUUGGAUUGGGGCAACUGCCCAACGAGUCCCUUGCCGCCUACAAGCAGCGUUUCCACGCUCAGAUUGAGGCUGAGGAACAACGCCUGCUGGCAGCCGAGGCUGCCCGUGUACAGGCUGAAGAGGCAGCAGAAGCAGAACAGCUGCGGCUACAGGCCGAUGCAGACGCAGAUGCCCAGGCUCGCCGCAAGGAACCCCAGGAUCUGCUGCAGCGGCAUGAAGCCAACAGCAUCGACAGACUCAAGUACUGRCAUUUUGAACCGAACGGCGACGAGGCAACACCGGAAGAGAAGCACAAGGAGUUCCUCUCCAAACUCGUGACRCGGUUGUUGUAUGCUUGCAACUACCAACRGUCAGAGUUGGAGAGACAGUACCRGGACCUGAYGCAACARCAUCAGGAGUUGGCRMMGCUCCRCCGCAYRGUGCAGRGCCACGAGGAUGCAACUCGGGCACUCAAUGCCCGAUUGUUGGACCUGGAACAGGCUGUACCAGGACCAGCUGCUGGGGCUUCCAGCASUGCACCCUCUAGCCGCMAACURGAGGACYGCGUUGACCACGUAGUGGSAAUGCUCGGCGACAUCAGCACUUUCGCUGCGCCGACCACCACCAUCAGCAGUCAGYUGCAKACAUUGAAGACCGAGGUCCAGCAGCUACAGACGACGAACGCAAAUGGCAAUCCGAAGAUGUAUAAGAUGCCAACGUUCACUCUGGAGAGGUUCAACGACUACAYGCAGYAGGAUCCGGUCCUCUGGUGGGAAGCAUUCACAACGCAACUCAGGAUUCUGCMCGUAGACAAGCAUGCGUACAUCGRCGCCCUGUUCCURAAYUCAAAGGGCGGAUGCCAGACCUGGUUGACCCACCUGGCAACCUCCCACGRCGUCGACGUACCAGACUUGAAGGACGUAAUCACAUGGGAGGAACUGACAYGGYUGUGGAAGAAGCGGUUCAUCGUCGACGACGYGCCARCWYUCGCCAUYAAYCGAYUGUUCACCAUGUCACAGGGYAACACAGCAACACGGGAYUGGCUCACGGAGUGGCRGAAGAUUGCGGYUGUGCCCAAUCUGAAYUUACCAUUCGAGCAUCUACGCCGUGAGUUCUACAACAGGUCCUGUGCUGCAUUGAGCCAGGCUCUUGGUGAUCGCGAGCAGUACUCAACCUUCGCGGAGAUCAUUGACAAAGCGAGGGAGAUCAUCAAGACCAACAGGUCAGCUGCACACGAGAAAUCAACAUCAUGGCAGCCGACCUAUGUGGAGAAGGUACGAACUGGUCCGCGACAGCAGCACUUCGCUGCAGUCCAGCAGGAUAGGGGAGAUAACCCAGCAGCCACUCCAGCAUCAAGUGACGGAGAUCAGGUGGAUGCUGUCCAGCCGCGGAGCACCAACAAGGCCCGCAACAAUGGGAAGGCGAAAUCCGCAUCGCAGGCCGGAAAUGGACAACCAGGACAGUUUCCAUGGGUCAAGUUUGGCUUGACCGAGGCAGAGUACAAGCUCGGGAAACUGAGCUCCGCGGAAGGUGAGGCGACUCCACCUUCUGCUCCGCCAGAUUCGGCCGCCUUGCUAGCGGCCUCCUGCACAUCUGGGGAGGAUGCAAAUGUCGCAAGUCCUCGGUACACUUACGAGGACUAUGCUGUCCACUUGGUUCCACCGCUGGACCAAUCGCUCCACGCGCAACAGUCCACCGCAUGCACGGUUUCAUCACCAUCGGCAACCGAUUCGGCAGCUUCGCCGCAAUCUAUCGCCGGGGAUUCGAUGUCAUGGUCAAGACUUGAAGAGCUCGACCCAUUGACGUUCACGGAUUUCCAGUGGAUGCCCAUUCCCUCGACCGGACGAUUGCCGAAACCGCAUUGCAACGUGCUUAUGGCACAAUUGCGGGACUACUUGCACACUGUAGUACCAGCUCCGUUGAUGGACGCCGGAGGAGAGGUUGUCGACCUUCUCGCGUACAUCGCAAAGAUUGACCGCGAGUUCAAGACGCAACCGUACGACGACAUCGACGCACCAUUGCUAUACAUACGCAUUCAGAUCGGAGAGGCGACCUGCAGUGCCUUGAUCGAUUGCGAAGCAACUUGCAACUACAUCAGCCAGGACUUCAUGGCGGUGUCCUUUGAUAUUCUGGACACCAAAUUUGACAUGAUCUUGGGCAUGUCAUGGCUGCGAAGCGAGGAUCACCCGGUGAACUUCUUCAAACGCACCGUUCACAUUCGUGAUCGGAACGGAGUAUUAGUUCCAUGCACGGUGCCCCUUCCUCAUCCUUCGAUCAGCUGCCACGUGGUAUCCGCCGCAAGCAUGCGAGCUUCCAUCAUCAGAGACGACAUCGAGGAGAUGGGGGUGUGUUUUCUCCACGUCCUCCCGCCCCAUGACGCUUCAUCGACGGACUCACCUUCGGAUCCACGCAUCACCGAACUUCUCGACGCCUACAGCGACGUGUUCGAAGGCCCGCACGGAGUAGUACCGGAUCGACCCAUCCGCCACGAGAUCAUUCUCGAGGACGGGGCGGUACCUCUGCGCGGUUGCAUCUACCGAACGAGCGAGGAAGAGUUAAGUGUGCUUCGGGCACAACAUGACGACCUUCUGGAGAAAGGUUGCAUUCGGCCUAGCUCAUCGCCAUACGGUGCUCCUGUUCUCUUCGUCCGGAAGAAGAACAAGAAUCUGCGGUUGUGCAUCGAUUAUCGCAAGCUCAACGCGCAGACGAUCAGGAACGCCGACCCUCUCCCACGCAUCGACGACCUUCUCGAGCGAUUGGGCGGCGCCCAGUUCUUCUCUAAGCUGGAUCUCAAGUCAGGGUACCACCAACUCGAGAUUCGCAAGGAGGAUCGCUACAAGACCGCGUUCAAGACACGGUAUGGGCAUUUCGAAUGGUUGGUCAUGCCAUUUGGCCUUACGAAUGCCCCAACCACUUUCCAAGCGGCUAUGACAACGAAGUUUCGACACAUGCUGGAUCGUUUCGUACUUAUCUACCUCGACGACAUUGUGGUUUACAGCCGGAGUCUGAACGAGCAUGUGGAACACCUGCGCACCGUUUUGGAGCGGCUCCGACAGGCCAAGUACAAAGCAAACCGCGACAACAAGCCCCGCAACCGCAAUCCCUACGAUGAGUUACACCCGAUGCCUAUCCCAUGGGAACCCGGUCUCUCCAUUGCCAUGGACGUCACCGGUCCGUUUCCUCGCGACCGGCUCGGGCACGACGGCAUCCUCACGGUUGUGGACCGAUUGAGUAAGUACGCGCGUUCUCUCCCUUGCAAGUACUACUCCACGGCUCCCGAGCUGGCACGCCUCCUGCACACUGGUUGGAUUUGUGGCCACGGUGUACCAGAAGACAUUGUCGGUGACCGCGACACUCGUUUCAUGUCGGCGUUUUGGACUGCUCUCAUGCAGGAGUCCGACACAACAAUGAAACCAAGUACGGCUCGACAUCCUCCGGCAGACGGGCAGACGGAGCGGGCUCAUCAAACCGCUCAAAUGAUGCUUCGUACGCUCAUCCGUCCGGACCAGAAAGAUUGGGUUGACCGCCUCCCCGACAUCGAGUUUGCCUACAACACUUCGGUACAUCCGGCGAUCGGAGUGACUCCAUUUGAGUUGCACCACGGUGGACGAAAAGGCCGGAUCUUCGCAGACCUUCUCCUCCCUCGACCAGCCGACAUUGACGCUGCCUGCUCUCCCGCUUCCGUCCGGAAGUACAGGGAAUUGCUGACUCAAGCCCGCGCAAAUAUGCAAAAGGCUCAAGUCCGCAUGCAGCAGCAAGCCAACAGGCGUCGCGUACCAUGUCCCAUCUGCGCCGGUGAUCUGGUUUGGGUCUCCGCGGAAGAGUUUGCACUGGAACAGGACGUUUCACGCAAACUGCUUCCCAAGUGAUUUGGACCUUGGUCGGCGACAGCAGCCGCGGGCGAUGAGCCCGAUGGCCCUUCAUUUGUGAUCAACAUUCCAAAGCAUC
This is a messenger RNA of Chara braunii, 4171 nucleotides long. The record is from the annotation of a GenBank genome assembly. NCBI's taxonomy places the organism in Eukaryota, Viridiplantae, Streptophyta, Charophyceae, Charales, Characeae.